This is a messenger RNA of Paramecium sonneborni, 1160 nucleotides long. NCBI's taxonomy places the organism in Eukaryota, Ciliophora, Oligohymenophorea, Peniculida, Parameciidae. The record is from the annotation of a GenBank genome assembly.
AAAACAUAAUGCAGUGCACUCAUCAUAUUAAUAAACCAAUUGUUUCGAUAUGUGUUGCUCCACACAAAUGCCAAUACUAAAGGAAACUUUGCGCUGUAUGCCAAUAUGAACAUGGAGUGGAUAUUGAUUAGAGCGUUCCAAUCUAAAUAUUUUAAGAAAUGGUGCUAAAAAAAUUGCAAGAUUUUAAGCUUGACCAGUCAUAUGAAUUAACCCAACAGAAAAUGUCUUUUAAAACUGUGCUAUCUGACACUGAAAGGAUGAUGAAGAAAAUUUGGUAAGAUUUAUCUGAAUCAAUCAAAAAAAUGUAUGAGUAAAUUGAAUUGGAAAACUAAUCAUACACAAAUCUUAUCAGUGUAAAUACCAAUUUAUCAGAAUCCUCUUCUACUGAUUUAGAAAAAUUAGUCUCCAUUGUAGAAGGGAAAUCAAUAAAUGAUUGGAAUUGUUAAAAAUAUUCCUAUUUGAAGUUAUUAGAAAAGAUAAAGAAUGGGUGGGACAAUGGAAUAUAGGCUUUUAUCUAAAAUUCAAAUGAAGUAUUAAAAAAAUUGCAGUUUAUUCAGUAAGAAGUAUAAAUUAUUCUAGGAUGGAAUUGAAUCUAGUUGAAGGUGAAGAAUAUUAAAGGAAAGAAGAUCUUUAUGAAAUUCUAGCCUCUGUUUAGGAUAUUGAUGAAUAAAUAUAUAAAGGGAUUAUUGAUGAGCAGAGAAAAGAGAAGAUUUCAGAUAUCAUUUUAUCUAUUUCAAAGCAAGUCAAUCUUAAGUAAUAUGAAUCAUUUGUCAAUGAAUAUGCGACAACUAGUGAUAUUAAAAAGAAAAUUAAAAAGAUCAUUAAUGCUUUGAGAAACAUUUUAGAUCAUCCCUUUAACAAAAAUGAUUAUAGUUAAAAAGGCUGUGAAAAAGAAAGACUCAAUGUGAUUAAGAAGAUCUCAGGAAAUAAGACAAUAAUAGAUUUUCUUAAAUUCUUAGUACAACUAACUAGUAUUGAUGAAAAAUUUAUUCGAUGUGGGUCAAAUGGACUAAGUCUAUUAGUGGAGAUGAAGGUUGAUCUAACCAAUCAAAGCUUUGAGGAUAUUAGAAUAAAGAAUACAUCUUUGAUAGGAAGGAUAAUAAAAAGCCAAAUUAGAUGGUCAUUCUUGAACUGUCCAUUCUGUAUGCUUCUCACCUGAU